Molecule: messenger RNA, 594 nt
Organism: Dichotomopilus funicola
Lineage: Eukaryota; Fungi; Ascomycota; Sordariomycetes; Sordariales; Chaetomiaceae
Exons: 2
Coding region: 1-594 (197 amino acids)
Source: RefSeq, a predicted model, not a curated record
AUGCAACUCCUGAGACCACGUCUCGUACACGCCGAGCGGCAGCUCCUCCGGGCAAAGGGCCUCAUCCAGCCUUGCCAACCUAGCGUGCACAGCUAUCCCGUGGCGAGCCGACGGUUUUCAACCUCCCGCCAAGCACGGGCAAAAAACCAGGUUUACGCCCCAGUCCGCAACCUCGACCAAUUCCACACCUACCAGCUCCUCUCCUCCUCCUCCCGCACCCCCCUCCUAACCCUCUGGACAACCUCCUACUGCACCACCUGCCGCGUCGUCACACCCCUCCUGCACCAACUCAUCGAAACCGGCGUGGGCGAGUCCGAAGGCGGCGUCGGCUUCUGCACCGUCGAGUAUGACCACCCGGAUGUGAUGUCGGCCGGGCUGGGCCUGACCUACAUGAUCAACUCCAUCCCGACGCUGCUGAGUUUUGAUGCGGGCGAGGCGCAGGUGCAGACUAAGGUCUCGGAUGGGAAGAAACUGGCGGAUCGGGGGUUUUUGGAGGAGUGGAUUCGGAAUGAGGCGAGGAGGCAUGGGAAUCGUGGAGGUGGAGGGCCGGGUGGGGGGUCGAAUUUCUUGACGAGUAUCUUUGGGAGGUCGUGA